CGGUCCUUCAGCAGGGAACCGGCGCUCUACAUGCUGCAUACAAAAGCCGGUCUGCAGACACAAGAGCCGUGCUGGGCAAAGAAUGCUCAAAGUGGUCCCUGUUCUCUGAAAUUGUAGCGAGCAGCCAGAUUGCAGUUGGCAUCAACAAGAUAGAAGAAACAUGGGGGCUUACAAAGAGCACAUGGAGACCGUCUUAACGCAGCGGCAGAAGGCGGCGGAUAGCUCCGGGCCGACGCCCAAUGGCCUGGCCGCCGACAGGAAAGUCGUCGGCGUCGCAGGGAAGUGGUACGACGUGACCACGUUCAUCGACCGCCACCCCGGCGGCGACAUCCUGAAAUAUUUCCUGAACAAGGACGCCACGGACAUCUUCCGCAGCACGCACCCCGUCAGCGGGGUCUCCGAGAAGUACCUGAAGGCGCUGAAGGUUGUGGGCACGUACAAGUACGACUUCUCCGCCGACCCGUUCAACCAGGACAUGCGGGGCCUGUACGAGCGGCUACUGAAGGAGGGGUACUACAAGACCAACCUGUUCUGGUACGCCCGGAAGGCGGCGGUGUGCGCGCUCAUCUUCGCCGCCGUGGUGUGGCUGGUGGUGGGGUUCCAGCAGACCUGGGUCCACUGUCUGGCCGGGGUGCUGCUCGCCAUGUUCUGGCAGCAGAUCGGCUUCAUGAUGCACGACCUCAUGCACCACCAGAUCUUUGAAACUCAAAAGGUGACCAACCUUGUGGGCACGUUUGUUGGAUCCGUCUGUUUCGGCGUGAGUGCUAACUGGUGGCGCGACGAACACUGGGUCCACCACAUGCUGACCAACACGAUAUGCUACAAGACCGACUUCCAGGACCCGCAGGUGUUUGAGCCCACCUGGGCCCAGAAUGCCAUGCUGUUUCCACUAAUGAAGACCAAAUUUCAGGCCUUCCUGAUUCAGAUUCAGCACAUCAUCUUCAUCCCAGCCUGCAUGAUCGGGGGGCGGAUUGAUGCCAUCAUCGGCAGCUACAAGGACGAGAAGGAGUUUCGUCAGUUCAUUGCGUUUGGCCUCCACUGGAUGUGGAUGUGUGCACUUCUGUCCCUCCUACCAACUUGGCAGGAGCGGGCGAUGUUCUACACCAUUGCUGCCUUUGGGGAAGGCCUUCUGCACAUCCAGAUCCUCAUCAACCACUACGCCAAGGACAUCUACCUGAAGGAUGAGCUGCAUCAGAUGGAGUUCUACAGAUACCAGACGGAGCAGAACAUCAACAUCUCCAACCCCUGGUGGAUGGACUGGUUCCACGGCGGCCUCAACUUCCACAUCGAGCACCACUGCUUCCCACGGGUUCCUCGCCACAACCUGCGCGAGGUUGCUGACAUGAUUCAGGAGAUAUGCCGUAAGCACAGCGUCCCCUACGACUCCAGUCCGUUCACCACCGUUAUCUGGCGUACGCUGAACACCCUGUACAACAUGAAGUUCCUCUUCAAGAUCGAUCCUCGCUAGAUGGUCUGCCGCAGCCCAGAACAAAAGCCUCAAGGCUCAAGCUACUGCUUACAGCUUACAAUGCUUCACGUAUGUACAAAAACAACACUGCCACAAGUGGGCAUCUGGUAGCUUCAUGUUGGGAGUUUUUUGUUCUGUAAGAAGCAACAUAUUUCUGUAGUGUAAUCCUACAGUAGACAGUGGUAUUUGUUUAAUCUAAAUGAGAAGGCACAUGUAUUGUUGAAUACAAUUGUACUUGAAUUGUAAAAUGAUGAGAUGUACAUGUAUAAACAUGCAAGUAGGUCAAACAAGUGUAUUUAAUAUCUAUCAAUUGAGAGGUUCUUUUGUAGUUUGAAUAUAUAUUGCAUGACUGACAUUGUGCUGCAGAGAAUUUCAAGAUACCACAUAUAAUUCUGAACCAUACAAGUCUUAAUACCAUAUUAUGUUGUCACUACCUUGUGAAAACCAGGGACCAUUCAGCCAAUUAUAACUGUUACCGGUAAAUAAAUAACCUAUCAAUGAUACAAAUUUAUGCAAUAGAAAUAGUUGUUUUGGUACCCAUUCUUUUAGUAGAAACAUUUAUUAGUGACACAACUGUCUAAGGAUCCAGUUUCUUUUCAAUUUUUAUGAUUCUUAUUACAUUAUAGUUGAAUACUAACUUUAACUUUAAUUUAUCUCUCAGGUAGUAUAGAGAGGAAAGCAUCUUUCAUUGUGCAUUAUCAUGAUCUGGCUGUUUGCAAUGGUUAGGCCACACUGAUUUAAUUUUAUGGAUGACAUCUGAGCGCGCAUUGAUUUUUGGCUGUCCUCCUUU
Molecule: messenger RNA, 2258 nt
Organism: Branchiostoma belcheri (Belcher's lancelet)
Lineage: Eukaryota; Metazoa; Chordata; Leptocardii; Amphioxiformes; Branchiostomatidae
Product: sphingolipid 10-desaturase-like
Exons: 7
Coding region: 161-1468 (435 amino acids)
Biological process (GO): lipid metabolic process
Cellular component (GO): membrane
Molecular function (GO): oxidoreductase activity, acting on paired donors, with oxidation of a pair of donors resulting in the reduction of molecular oxygen to two molecules of water; heme binding
Source: RefSeq, a predicted model, not a curated record